UGCUUGCUAUCUACCAUUAUCUGGUGCUCACCACGUAGUAUGUGGUGCUCACCACUUAGUAUGUGGUGCUCACCACUUACUAUCUGGUGCAAACCACUUAGUAUAUGGUGCUCACUACUUACUAUCUGGUGCUCACCACAAAAAAUUGAAAUAAAAUUAUUAAAAAAAAAUGUAAUGUAAAAAUCAUAUAAGAACAUCCAGAAAGCUUGACACAGUUGAACAUUCUAAGAAUGUUAACUGUAACAUUCAGAAAACAUACUAUUACCUAAAAUUUGUUUGCUGGAUAGUGUUUAUUACAUUAUUAAUAUGAUAAAUAUAAUAAUAAUGAACAGAAAGAGACUUACUCAGAAUACAUUAUAGAAACUGUAAAAGGCACAGUAAACAGCUGCAAAAAAGCUGAUCUUCAGCUUUGCUUUAUGUGCAUUAACUCAUAAAAAUUGUCCUGCAUUGAGAUACCACACUCAGCUGUUAAAAGCAUUGUAGGACAGCAGCUGAUCAUUAGAUAGACGUCUGCUGGCUGACGUCACACCUGCUUUAUAAAGAGGACAGCCUGCUGGACUGGCUGAGUAGAGUUCAGGUGAAAAGAUGAAGAUGAAGAUGAUGGAGGCCACUCUGCUGAUGGUGUUGGUGGUCUUCAUGGUCGCUGCAGUGGACGGUGAAGUGGGUGCAGAUGCUCUGGUCUGUCCUGGAAAGCAGCAGCAGGGCUUUCAGGGCUCCUGUUUUGAGUUUGUAUCUCUGCAGCUCAGCUUCCUCAGUGCUCAGGGCUGGUGCGAGAGCACUGGUGGGCACCUGGCCUUCAUCCAGAACAGUGAGACUCAGCAGUUUCUACAGAAACAUCUGCAGCCACAGCUGGACUGGUGGCUGGGACUGGCUCCCACAUCCUUCAGCCUUGGUCAGGAUGCUGCUGUGGAUACCCUGUCCUGGCUGGAUGGUACUGAUGUGAUUUACUCUAACUGGGUUGGUGAGGUUGCUCCAGGCGCUGGCUGUGGCUACAUCUCAAAACACUCUGGAUUUCAGUGGGAAACAAGCAGGAACUGCAGUCAGGAAUUCUACUUUAUCUGCCAGUUUGAGUCGGGUCACGCUCUAGCCUGUCCGACCCACAGUGCCAUGCUGCAGUGUGGACCGGGUCAGCUGAUUGAGGUGGACGACAGUUUCUACGGCAGGAAGACGCAACAUUACUGCAGAAUCAGACACUCCCAGACCCAAACACCACUACUGCCAUCGCAGCAGUGCAGCUGGGUGGAUGUUCAGGAUUUAGUAUCAGUGUUCUGCAGUGGGCGCCAAGUUUGUGAAGUGGCUGCUGAUGUAAUGUCCUUUGAAGAGCCCUGCCCGGAACUGGGGAGCUACCUGUCCAUAAAAUACCACUGCAAAGACGAACCUCAAAUUUCAGCAACAGAAACCAAAGCUUCCUUCACUAAGUUCAAAAGAUCAUCAGAAGAAGGAGAAGAAGAGGACAACUCUAACAGUGGCCAAUCUAAUGGGAAUAAUGGGAAUAACUCCAAUAAUGGGAAUAACUCAAAUAAUGGCCAGUCUAAUGGGAAUAACUCCAAUAAUGGGAAUAACUCUAAUAAUGGUAAUAACUCCAAUAAUGGGAAUAACUCCAAUAAUGGAAAUAACUCUAAUAAUGGCCAGUCUAAUGGGAAUAACUCCAACAGUGGGAAUAACUCCAACAGUGGAAAUAACUCUAAUAAUGGUAAUAACUCCAAUAAUGGAAAUAACUCCAAUAAUGGGAAUAACUCUAAUAAUGGCCAGUCUAAUGGGAAUAACUCCAAUAAUGGGAAUAACUCUAAUAAUGGUAAUAACUCCAAUAAUGGGAAUAACUCCAAUAAUGGAAAUAACUCUAAUAAUGGCCAGUCUAAUGGGAAUAACUCCAACAGUGGGAAUAACUCCAACAGUGGAAAUAACUCUAAUAAUGGUAAUAACUCCAAUAAUGGAAAUAACUCAAAUAAUGGGAAUAACUCUAAUAAUGGCCAGUCUAAUGGGAACAAUGGGAAUAACUCCAACAGUGGGAAUAACUCCAACAAUGGGAAUAACUCUAAUAAUGGUCAAUCUAAUGGGAAUAACUCCAAUAAUGGGAAUAACACCAAUGAUGGCCAGUCUAGUGCGAAUAACUCCAAUAAUGGGAAUAACUCUAAUAAUGGCCAGUCUAAUGGGAAUAACUCCAAUAAUGGGAAUAACUCUAAUAAUGGCCAGUCUAAUGGGAAUAACUCCAAUAAUGGGAAUAAUUCCAAUAAUGGGCAGUCUAAUGGGAAUAACUCAAACAAUGGCCAGUCUAAUGGGAAUAAUGGAAAUAACUCCAAUAAUGGGAAUAACUCUAAUAAUGGGCAGUCUAAUGGGAAUAACUCGAACAAUGGCCAAUCCAAUGGGAAUUACUCUUCAAAUAAUGACAGUGGAUCAGCAAGCACAUGCAUUACUGUCACUACAAACAAUACAAUUCAAAUAAAAAUCAGCUGUUCAAACUGUGAUCCGGUUAAUGCAGAUAAUGGUGUUUCUCUACAAGUAGAAUGUGCAGGCUGUCAGACCAUACUGUGGUAUUUUGAAGACACUGAUUCUGCCCUUUCACAGUCAUGCAACAAGGAAAAUGGACAGAUGCUGCUGAAACAACAGGCUUCAAAUGUCAACAUAUUUGCUGUGCCAAGCACAAUUCUGAAAGCUGCAACACAGGAUAUCAGAGUUGUAGUAUAUGGAUCAAAAGAUGGCCAGUCUGGUUAUGACACCUUCAUCAUUCCAUUAUCGGAAGCCCAGAGUCCACUCACCUGCUCCAUCAACCCACCUGUGGGUGAUAUCCUCUCUCCUUUCAACAUAUCGUGCUCCACAGUGAAUCAGUUCUGCUGUCCAGACUGCUGCACCUUCUGCCUGACCACGCUGGAUGGUGGUAAACUCUAUUGUGGCAGUGAGGUGGGCAUGAGGUCGCUCUUCCUUCCCCUGGGGAAUAAAAGCAGUAAUCACAGUGUCGGGCUGAGAGUCAUCGUUAAGAAUGCGAACGGUCGCACAACCAACACAACACUGUCUACACAGGUUAGAGAUGCCGGCUCUAAUUCCACCAUCCAGGAUUUACGGACUCUUGUGUCUCAGUACGUGACUCAGCUGAAUGGUUCGUCCUCAGCCUCAGUGUUGGCUCAGAUGUUUCUGUCUGUUUCCACUAAUCUGAACAAAGAUCUGAGCAACAAAGAAGAGAAGAAAAAGCUGCGGGAGGAGAUGUUGGGACAUAUGUGUGAUGCUAUGACUGCUGGAGAACCGCUCGUGGUUCUAACAGAGGCAGAGACGACUGCUAACACUGUCUUCAGCCUCGUCACACUGAAGGAUGAGAUCACCACUAGCGCUGAGAUGAACGCAUGUUGUGUUCUCAACAAGGUCAGCACGUCCCUGACGUCCACCUCACACACUGAAGGAGAUGAUUCUGCACUGAUGAUGCAGGUAGCCACGCCCAUUUUUCAGGCUGCAGGUAUCAUCCUCGAAGUGUCUGCAAACUCAGAUAAACAGAGCGAGAUCAGCAGUACAAUAUUAAACAUAACUGAGAAUAUACAGAGUGCUCUACUGGCUAAUAAACAGCCGAACCGUGAGCCGCUGAUCCUCACCUCACCCCUGAUCAGUAUGUAUGUCAACAGACUGUCUCCUGAUCAGCUUCACAACCAGAUAUUCAGCAUUGAUAAGAACAGCUCAGCCUUUACACUCCCUUUAUUAGGCCCCCAAAUGCUGCAUUCAGACAAACCAAUGGACGUGCGGAUGUUGAGUUUUGGGAUGAACCCGUUCUCCUGGAGUAAAGGUGAUGCUAUAAGUGGAGCAGUGGGGGGUCUCUCUCUCACCAGAGAGGACGGUUCUGUCAUUCCUGUCUCAAACCUCAAUAAGGAGAUAGAGAUUCUCUUACCGAGGCUGGAAGCUGUGGAUCUGAACAGUACGGUUCUGGACCUGAGCAAGUACAGCACACUGGCCAUCAACCUGACCAAUCCCAACACAUCUCUGGUGCUGAAACUAGACCCUUCAGAAGAGAUAGCGUUGCAGUUAUCACUGGGAUUUAAAUAUUAUCCAAAUGACACUCAUUACAAAGCCCAAAUCCAGCUACCUCUGCAUAAGACCACUCCAGAGGAGAGGUACACAUGGGUGAUUGACUCCAAAGAUGGGGCACUAGAAGCUGGGCUUUACUAUCUUCUAGUGAGACCCAUUGUGGGAGCAGGUGUGAACUCCUCCAAUGCCUCUGUGAUCAUCUCAUCCAUUGCAGCUCAGUGCAAAUACUGGGACAACAUCAAAACCAACUGGAGUGACUAUGGCUGCAGGGUUGGGCCCGGGACCACCCGAUUGGUCACUCACUGUCUCUGUACCCACCUGACGUUUUUCGGCAGCUCUUUUUUUGUCAUGCCGAACGCGGUGGACGUGACGCGCACUGCCGAGCUGUUCGCUACUUUCUCCCAGAAUCCUGUGGUGGUGUGUUUUGUUGGGGCUGUUUUCCUUCUGUACUUUAUUACAGUGGUUUGGGCUCGCAGAAAAGACCUCCAGGACCAAGUUAAGGUGAAGGUGACGGUGCUGGAGGAUAAUGAUCCGCUGGCUGAGUAUCGGUAUUUACUGGUUAUCAGUACCGGACACCGGCGGGGAGCUUCCACUUCCUCUCAGGUGACAGUGACUGUAACAGGCUCAGUGUGGGAGAGUGAGCCCCAUCACCUGACUGAUCCGGAUAAGCCGGUGUUUGAGAGGGGAGGGGUGGACAUGUUCCUGCUGAGCACCCCGUUCAAUCUGGGAGAUCUGCAGAGCAUCAGACUGUGGCACGAUAACUCCGGGACACACCCGGCUUGGUAUGUGAAUAAAGUGAUGGUGCAGGAUCUGGAAAAUGGACAGAAGUGGCACUUCCUGUGCAGCUCAUGGUUGGCUAUUGAUAUGGGAGAAUGCACCCUGGAUAAAGUGUUUUCCCUGGCAACAGAAACAGACUUAAAAAGAUUUAGUAAUCUAUUCUUCAUGAAGACGGCGAAAGACUUGUUUGAUGGUCAUCUCUGGUUCUCCGUGAUCAGUCGCCCUGCUAACAGCAGGUUCACCCGAGUGCAGCGAGUCUCCUGCUGCUUCUCCCUGCUGCUCGGCACCAUGCUGACCGGCAUCAUGUUCUGGGGUAUACCCAGUGACCCCUCUGAGCAGAGUGUGACCAUAGGUAGCAUCAAGUUUAGCUGGAGGCAGCUGAUGGUCGGCAUCCAGAGCUCCAUCAUCAUGUUCCCCGUCAAUCUCUUGAUUGUGAGCAUCUUUAGACUCGCCCGCCCACGGAAGAAGACCCAACAGACAGCAUCAGAUCAGAUACCCAAGCUUGAAUCUGCUCUGGAGGACAAGAAACAUUCAAUCGCUUUGCCACAGGGCUGUUUAAGGACAGACAUCACUGUGGAAUAUGUCAUUAAAGAUAUAAAGAGAAUACUUGGCUCGCUUGCUAAAGCAGUGGGGUGCCCUGUUCCAAAGACAGCGCUGGAAUCUGGUAGAACAGAUAUCUUCACAUUACUGUCUCUUAUUGAAGAGAUCAUUCAGCAGCAGAACUCCACUCUCAGAAGAUUUGAUAUUGAAGAUUCCCACAAUAAUUUAGUGUCAGUGUACAAACUCUACCAGCAGCAUCUCUACAAGCAGCUCCAGAACCUGGAGAAGGAGUUAAAGCUGAUUGGGCCUUCAGAGAUAUCUGAUCCAGAGAUCUACAGCCGGGCUGUGCUGCAGGUCCAGAGAAUGAAGGGGCUGCUGGAAGCCCACCUGUCCUCUACCUCCAGCAAACUGCAGCUCACCUGCAUCUCCAGCCCAGCAGGGAGCAGCGGUGCAUCCAAGAAGAAGUGCUGCCAGAAAGGCCUGCCCUGGUGGUUCGUGUUUGUGGGCUGGUUUCUUAUAGCAGCCACAAGCGGCGUGUCGGCGUACUUCACCAUGAUGUAUGGGUUGACCUAUGGGAAAGAGAAGUCCAUCAGCUGGCUCAUUUCGUUGAGCGUGUCCUUCUUUCAGAGUCUUCUUCUCAUCCAGCCUGUAAAAGUACUUGGUUUUGCAGUCUUCUUUGCUUUGGUGGUGAAGUCUGUUGAUGAUGAUGAUGAAGAUGAUGAAGAGUACAUUAAAAUGUUGAAGAACAAGGUGCCUGCUUUCUCAGGUGAUCCUGAUGAUGUGCGGAUUUCCAGGAGGAACAGCUCAUGCAGCUUCUACCAGCCUCCUCCUCCUUCUGAUGUCGGGAAGAUGAAGGAAAUCUGGAUCAAAGAUCAGAAAGCUUUCGCAUUAAUCUGGGAGAUUCUCAUUUAUUUAGGGUUCUUCUGCAUGUUACUGAUGGCUGCGUACAGCCAGCGAGACCCGAAUGCCUUCUUCCUCACUCGGCACAUUCAGCAAAGCUUCAGCAACGGCAUCUCAGACAGCAUGAGCCAGCAGGACGUGUUCAUCUGGGCCAAUUCCAGCCUCCUCACCAACCUGUUUGGACAAUACUCAGGCUUCAUCACGGAUGGUAACUCAAAGCUGGUGGGUACAGUUUGUCUGCGUCAGGUCCGGGUGCAGAAGAGCUCCUGCAGGAAGGCCAGUUCCGUGCGCUCCUCAGUUCCAGACUGCCACGCUCCGUACUCCUGGGAGGUGGAGGACAUGGGCUCCUAUGGUCCUGGCUGGACCAGCUUGAUAGAUUCUAACAUGUCUAAAGCCCUGUUCACACCCUGGCAGUACCAGACCCAGUCCAGACUCAGAGCACACACUGUCUGGGGGGGCAUGGCUCUGUAUAGAGGUGGAGGCUUUGUAGUGGACCUGGAACCUGACCAGCAAAACUCAAGCAGUGUUCUACAGUACCUGUUUGAAAACGCGUGGCUGGAUAUCUACACCCGGGCACUGUUCAUUGAGUUCACGGUAUACAAUGCCAACGUUAACCUCUUCUGUAUUGUGACACUGAUGUUGGAAACCACAGCAGUGGGAGCGUUCCAGUAUCGCACUGAGCUGCAAAACAUCCGUCUUUUUCAGACCACAGACGGAAUUCCUACACUGGUCUCUGAGGCCAUUUAUUUCCUCUUCGUUCUUUACUACAUGUUUUUGCAGGCUAAGCUGAUGAAGCAGCAGAAGUGGGAAUACUUCAGGAAUAAAUGGAAUAUUCUGGAACUGGCCAUUAUUCUUUUAAGCUGGAGCGCCUUUUCUGUCUUUAUCAAGAAGAUGGUGCAGGGAGACCAGGACCUGAAGUACUAUCAGGACCACAGAAACCAGUUCCCGAGCUUCUACGAGACCGCAGCAGCAGAUUCAGUGCUGGGGUAUCUCACAGCUGUCUUGGUUCUGCUGGCCACCAUAAAAAUGUGGCACCUGAUGCGCCUCAACUCCAAACUCAACAUGAUCACCAACACGCUGCAGCGAGCAUGGAGCGACAUCUCCAGCUUCAUUGUGGUCAUAGUCAUCAUGUUCCUGGCUUACUCCAUUGUUAGUAAUCUGCUGUUUGGUUGGAAGUUGUAUACUUACAAGACUCUCAUAGAUGCCGCUACAGCCAUGGUCAGCUUGCAGCUUGGCAUAUUCAAUUACGAAGAGAUUUUGGACUUGAACCCGUUGCUUGGUGCAUUCAUCAUUGGUUCUUGCAUCAUCUUCAUGACAUUCGUGGUGCUAAACCUCUUCAUCUCAGUCAUUCUGGAAGCAUUCAGUCAAGAGCAGCGGCAUCACAAGCCUUCAGAAGAGGAAGAAAUUGUGGACCUGAUGCUGCUGAAGAUCUGCAACUUUCUGGGAAUCAAAACUAAGAAGAAACAAUAGAAGAACUGAAAGCUCCGCGUAGGUUCUAGCGGGAAACUCGAAAUCACGCCACUUUUCUCAGCCAAUCACCAACUCCCACCUGUCCUUAAAAGACCUCCCUCAUACCUGUUCUCCCCUGCUUGCAGACGCUGACAUACGUUUUCACCCUCCUCCUUCCCCACCGCCUCCAGUUCGGUCCCGCCGGUUGCCCAGGGGAUAGGCUCCGCCCCCGCCGUACAAGUACGGCAGGAUCUGCGAGGUUCCAGACGCUGCGGACCUGGGCUUCGACGGGGCUUUCGCCAAAGACUCUAUAUACACUAUAUUCACUAUUACUAAUUGUCAUACGUGUUUAUUGGGAUUAAAUCUUUCUUGCUGCA
Astyanax mexicanus (Mexican tetra) is the source of this 8048-nucleotide messenger RNA. RefSeq names its product polycystic kidney disease 1 like 2b (gene pkd1l2b). Gene Ontology annotation, molecular function: calcium ion binding; protein binding; carbohydrate binding. The transcript is spliced from 36 exons. NCBI's taxonomy places the organism in Eukaryota, Metazoa, Chordata, Actinopteri, Characiformes, Acestrorhamphidae. The record is from RefSeq and is a predicted model, not a curated record. The coding region runs from base 586 to 7692 and encodes 2368 amino acids. Gene Ontology annotation, biological process: detection of mechanical stimulus. Gene Ontology annotation, cellular component: membrane.